This is a messenger RNA of Entelurus aequoreus (snake pipefish), 2202 nucleotides long. RefSeq names its product cyclin dependent kinase 10 (gene cdk10). The record is from RefSeq and is a predicted model, not a curated record. The transcript has 13 exons. The coding region runs from base 191 to 1270 and encodes 359 amino acids. Gene Ontology annotation, cellular component: nucleus. Gene Ontology annotation, biological process: protein phosphorylation; regulation of mitotic cell cycle. Gene Ontology annotation, molecular function: cyclin-dependent protein serine/threonine kinase activity; ATP binding. Lineage: Eukaryota; Metazoa; Chordata; Actinopteri; Syngnathiformes; Syngnathidae.
GCCAGCAAACCAAAGAAGAAGAUCUGGCAGUGACUUGUAACUCUGGGAAAGUUUUUAGUUGUCCCGCUGCUUUGCUGUAAACAACAAUGGCGGCACCCUAGUUUCAUUAGCUUGUACUGUUGUUUAGCUUUCAAAAGGCCAACAUCUCAACUAUAUUCUCUGUCGUUGUUGACAGUCCCGUCGGUGUAGAAUGGACGUCGCAGGAGAGGAAGAACCGAAGCCAAUAAAGCUCAAAUCCAUGAAGAACAAAGUAUUUACAGUGCCUAACAAUGAUAGGUUUGGGAGCUGCCGAAGUGUCCGAGAGUUUGAAAAGCUCAACCGGAUCGGGGAAGGAACCUACGGCAUUGUGUACCGUGCUCGGGACACCAAGUCUGAUGAAAUUGUAGCUCUGAAGAAAGUUCGGAUGGAUAAAGAGAAAGACGGCAUCCCCAUCAGCAGCCUAAGAGAGAUCACCCUGUUGCUGCGGCUCAGACAUCCGAACAUCGUGGAGCUGAAGGAGGUGGUUGUGGGCAGUCAUCUGGAGAGUCUGUUUCUGGUGAUGAGUUACUGUGAGCAGGACCUGGCUAGCCUGCUGGAUAACAUGCAGACACCUUUCACUGAAGCUCAGGUGAAAUGUAUCAUCUUGCAGUUGUUAAGAGGUUUGGGGUACCUCCAUCACACGUUCAUCAUUCAUAGGGACCUGAAGGUGUCUAAUUUGCUGAUGACAGACAAAGGCUGCGUUAAGAUCGCUGACUUUGGACUGGCUCGCAUGUAUGGCGUCCCCCAGCAACCCAUGACCCCCAGAGUGGUCACCUUGUGGUACAGAGCUCCAGAGCUCCUCCUUGGAAGUAAGACUCAAACAACAGCUCUGGACAUGUGGGCUGUGGGUUGUAUCCUGGCAGAGCUGCUGGCCCACAAACCCUUACUUCCUGGAACAUCUGAGAUCCAGCAGGUGGACCUAAUAGUCCAGUUACUGGGGACACCGAAUGAAAACAUUUGGCCGGGCUUUACUGCGCUGCCUCUCAUUGGUCAGUACAGUUUGAGGAAGCAGCCCUACAACAACCUGAAGAACAAAUUCACUUGGCUGUCUGAAGCGGGACACAGACUGCUCAACCUGCUUUUCAUGUACAACCCACAGCGCAGAGCUUCUGCCAAAGAUUGUUUGGAGAGUUCCUACUUCAAGGAGAAACCUUUACCCUGCGAGCCUGAACUGAUGCCGACCUUCCCUCACCAUCGCAACAAACGUGCCGCUUAUCAACCGGAGAAACAUUCCAAACGCAGCAAAGUCUGAGCGACGAUCCAAGCAGAAAGUGAUGGCUCACCAGUUUUGUUUUGUUGCUGCUCAGUCCAUCAUUUAUUUCUGAGGUUUUCUUAUUAUUACCAAACUCAUAAACACUUGAUUAUUGGUUCGCUUCAGUUUUAUGGAGAAUACAUUUACUUCAAAUACUCUGGAAUUGUUUGUCAUAAAAAUGCACUCAGUCACUGGUUGUUGUAUUCAGUGGUAAAACAUCAUAUGGCUCUCAUAGAAAAAUGUUUUUAAAUAUUUAGAUUUCAUGGCUCUCUCAGCCAAAAAAGGUUACCAACACCUGUCAUAAAAGAUUCGAAAUCAUAAGAAAAAGUAAGAAUGUUGCCAUUUAAGCACAUUUCUACAUCACACAGCUGGCACACAGACACGUCAUUUCAACUUUUCCUAAGAUGUCAAAAGUGGUCAAAUAAGUAUUGUGGUUACAAAUAUGCACUAGAAUGUGUUCAAUUUUUGUUGAGAAUCAUCUUUUUUUAUCAUUUUUUCCCCAUUAAUUGUGGUAGCGUCACAGUGCAUUACACAGUGUUGACACUGAGUGUCCAUUGACUUCAGUGGGGGAGCAUAGAGUGGGUUUUUCCACUGCAGCCAAACUAGACAAUCGUUGGAGAAAUCGCCCAUUGGAUGGAAAGUGGCCUGGCCGCUGACCUUCCACAUGAUUGGAUGACACUAAAAUGAGCAAAUCAGCAAUCUUGAAACAAAAACCACUGCCAGAGCAUUUUUCAAGUUUUAUUCAGUUGUUCUGUGUUCAAAUGGAGGAUUUUAUAAUCCUCUUGACAUUUUCUUUGUAAAAUCUAGCAUCUUUGUAUUUAUUUUAUUGGAGACUGUCAUGCUUAGAGAGAAGUUGAAAAAGAGCUUCCCCUACUUGAAAGACAAGCAGCUGGUCUAUCCGUCUGAAUAUAAAACAAAAAUAAACCUUAUGA